Molecule: messenger RNA, 746 nt
Organism: Melanotaenia boesemani (Boeseman's rainbowfish)
Lineage: Eukaryota; Metazoa; Chordata; Actinopteri; Atheriniformes; Melanotaeniidae
Product: sentrin-specific protease 2-like
Exons: 6
Coding region: 121-639 (172 amino acids)
Biological process (GO): proteolysis
Molecular function (GO): cysteine-type peptidase activity
Source: RefSeq, a predicted model, not a curated record
CCAAGUCCUUUUUUCCUACCCUUUUAAAUUCAUGUCUAGGAUUUUUCUUAUCACACUUGUUCUGAUAUUAUGAGGAACUCAACUUUAUUCAAAUGUGUGUGUUUGGUGUAGAUCCAACCCAUGGAGUAUGAAGUGAUUAUGGGGAUUGUCAAUGAGCAUCACCACUGGACAUUAGUGGUGAUUUAUCCUAGAGAAAAAAAAUCUCUUUUCCUGGAUCCAUUGGGAGAAUCUAAAACUGACAUCAAGAAGUGCUUGGAGAUAACAAGGGGUUUCAUGAGAGCGAAAGGGAUCAGUGUGUCCAGGUGGUCUUGUGACACUGUUCCACAUCCCAAAGAAGUCGAUGGGACCUCAUGUGGAGUGUUUGCUUUGACAUUUGCUGAGAAGAUUCUGAAAGGGGAGAGCAUUGAAUUUGAUACAAACACACAAGCUGUGAACAGUCUCAGAUUCACAAUUGCACUUACACUCCUUCAACAGACUGAUGACCUCACCGAUGUUUGCCAUCACUGUGGGGAAGAGGAACACGAGACAAAUGUGGACUGGAUACAGUGUGAUGAUUGUCUCCGAUGGUUCCACCAGGAGUGUGUGGGAAACCCACCAGUGGACGAGGCUUUUCACUGUCCCACUUGCGUUUCUAAAUAAAAAAAACAGCCUUGAAAAGACAUUGUUAUAGGUUGUGAAUGGAGAUUUUGCAUGAAAAACAGUGUAUUUGUGCUGACAUUAAAGUGUACAUAGACCAACUUAAAUGA